Kazachstania africana CBS 2517 is the source of this 5499-nucleotide messenger RNA. RefSeq names its product putative ubiquitin-protein ligase UBR2 (gene UBR2). Gene Ontology annotation, cellular component: cytoplasm; ubiquitin ligase complex. The transcript has a single exon. Lineage: Eukaryota; Fungi; Ascomycota; Saccharomycetes; Saccharomycetales; Saccharomycetaceae. Gene Ontology annotation, biological process: protein ubiquitination; ubiquitin-dependent protein catabolic process via the N-end rule pathway. The coding region runs from base 1 to 5499 and encodes 1832 amino acids. Gene Ontology annotation, molecular function: zinc ion binding; ubiquitin protein ligase activity. The record is from RefSeq and is a predicted model, not a curated record.
AUGAAUAAAGUACGUCGAAGGAUACCUGAAAAUCUCACAGAUUUCCUGAACUAUUUGCCCAGUUUAUCACAAAAUAAUUAUGAUACCCCACUAAGUUAUAUUAUCUGGAAAGCUCUAGAUACGUGUCUUUCAACGGAUACGGAUCUGGUGGACUGGAACUCCAUAAUCAGUCCCUUUUACAGUGAAAAUUGGACAAAUGGUAGCUAUCAGGCAGUUUUAAGCAACGAUAAUUGGAAAAAAAUCAAUUUCGAGGAAAAUACUGGCAAUGAUCAUGUUGGAAUGAGUUGCGGCAGACAAUGUUUCAAUAAAGAUCUCGUUUACUAUUGCUUCACAUGCACAAGAAGCCCUUUUUAUGAAAUUUGUGAGUCCUGCUUCGAUGAAAGUAAGCAUAUUGGUCACUCUUAUGUGGUUAAGGUGAUCAAUCAAUCACAGGGAAGAAUCUGCCAUUGUGGAAAUCCUGCCGUGUUCAAGAAUGCCGAUGAUGCAUUUAAGUGUAAAAAUGAUGCAAAUAACACAGCACAAACAUUGCCACCAUCAGGCCUGCAUCAUAAUGUCUAUCACACUGUAAGCAUAGUAUUAGAUCAUAUUAUUGGGAUUCUAACCUACUUAAAAGAACAAAACCGUCAUGAGAAUAACAAUUCACGAGACCACAAUAACAAUAUCACUAAUAAAACGUCUAUUUCGAGCAGAAUGAAAUAUCCUAACUUAUAUGAUGAGCUAAAUAGAUCAAACAGUAACGCUAAUGAAGAUGAACGAUCUGUUAAUUAUAUGAUACAGCGACAAUACGAACAAAAUAACAAUUUGGAACAAAAAUGGACCUUACAAAUAGAAGAGGAAGAUUGCAAAAUGCAACAAAGGGAUUUUGCAAAAUGUUUGAUUGACAUUCUUGAUACACCGAUGGAAUAUGCCGUAAACAUUAUAGAUAUGAUAGAUUCAGUCCAUUCAGCCGUCACUAUAUUAGAAUCAAAUGAUUUUAUAAAACUCAAACAGAUACAACAGGAAUUUUACGAGCAGAAUAUUACAUUAUAUAUAAGAAGGAAACAUGAUGUCUUCAAAAAAAAGCUGGUUGAGGAUCUUUCAGAAUGGCUUUAUAAUUUAUGCCUUGACAGAAGAACGCCAUUUCACGUAAAAACUACAAUACGACUUUCUCUAUUAGAAUUAUGGCAAUGCAAAUUUGACUUAACUGAAGGGUUCCCUGAAAAUAAAAAGAUUAGUUUAUUUGGUAACUUCUUUGCUCCCAAUAAGAAUGUUUGGUUUAAUCCAUGGCCCAUCAAUGACAUGCACGAUUCUCAUAUAACCAAAAUUAUGCAGGACUAUAAUAUUAAUAUUAUUAAUUCAACGUCCCACAAGAUUAAACCACAAAUGUGUUCAAUACGAGGCUCACGGCUACAAUAUCUUCUGACCGAAUGUACUACAAAUCUUUCAAAAUUUGCGAGCUUAAGAUUCAUCAAAAUAAUCUCUACAAUGUUCAGCAUUUGUGAUGAGGUUAAGAAAUUCCUAGCGCUACAAUAUUUUGAUGUUUAUUUACAUAUUCUUUAUAGUUCGGUCUCAUCUGAAAGAUCGAAAUUAAAUGGGUUUUUGAUGCACCUCCUGUCGCAGUACACUGUACAAGACCCAGAAAUAGCCAACCUAGCAAUAAUAUCUGGUUUCAUAGAGAAAGCUUUGAAGUUUUCUCUUAAUUUACUGUGUUUUAAGGCUGAAGAUCUGGAUUCAAAUCGCCAUUUAUAUCUAAUUGAUGAAUUUACUUUACCAAAAGAUAGCAUCAAAAACAGAAAAGUGAUUAUUUGUUUUCAGAACCUUUGUUCGCUACUGUUAUGCCACACAAUACCCAAGGAAGUACUUGAGAGACGGGAAUUAUUUCUUGCAUUAUUGAAAGUGACUUCAGAAUUUGAUAAUAUUCUUCCAUUAAAAAGAGAAACUAAUGAACAUGUCGAAUUUGAAAAUUUCGAUUUUUCACUAUAUUAUAUUUAUUUUACUUACAUUUUGAUGAUGGUAGAUGCUUACUCUCGAAGCCUAUCCCAAAUUAAAGAUGUAGAAGAAAGAAAAAUUACAAUAACAAGAUUGCUCAACACGAUUUCUGAUAAAGAGAUUAAAUUAUAUCACAAAUUCAAAAACUCACCCGAUUUUAAUUCGACAUUAUCUGAAGAUGGAGAAAAACCAAAUAUUGAAGCCAUUUUUUCAUUAAAGGAAAAGAUAUGCAAUUAUGUCACGGACACGAUAAAUUUUCAAGUUGGUGUAGAUACCCAAAAUUUUUUUAAUCCUAUGUCAUACUUUUUUAGGUUUGUAGUUCAGUGGGGUGGAUGUAAUAAAGAAGAAUCUAAUUCAUCAAGUUUGACUGUGCCUUUCAAAUUUCAAGAAUUUUUGGCGAAACAACACACAUCGUUGUUGGUUUCUGAGGUGUCUCUGUCGACUUUGGUGCUGAUUGGGCAAAUUAAUACAGGUUUCUGGGUGAGAAACGGUACUCCAAUUACACACCAACUUAGAUUAUACACUAAAUAUGGGAUGAGAGAGUUUGCAUACUCCAGUGACCUAUUCAACGUACAGGUUAAGAUGUCUAUGACAGAUCCUAAUGCGUUCAUGGUUACAUUCUUGUCGAGGUGGGGUCUGAAACAUUGGGCGAAUGGUGUUCCUAUGGGUGACUAUCCCGAUGAAGACACCACUAUUGGUAUUGUGGGUGAAUGCCUUCUCUUACUGAUACAACUGUUCAGUGAAAUAAAGUCUUUAACUUCAUCGACUCCAGAGGCGUCCCUUGAAAAGGCUUUCAAAGACGAAAUCAUAAAUGGCAUCGGAUUUGAUACUUGCACGUAUAGUAAGAUAAGAAAUACUCUACCAGACCAUAUUGGGGGUCAUCCAUUGUUUGACGAUCGUCUGGAACAAUACAGUGACUAUCUCCCCCCAAAAAGUUUGUCCGACACAGGAACAUUCAAAUUGAAAACUAAGUUCAGGAAAGAAGUUAAUCCGUAUUACUUUGGACUGGCUAAUAACAAAAGAUACGAGGUUGAAAAGAAGCUUAGAACUUAUAUGGCAAAGGUAGGGGACGUGAAUUUCGACGAUACUUUUAUUCCUGCCGGAAACUUCGCCGAUUUAUUGAAAUCAACAAUCUACAGUGGAUUAUAUUCUAUCUCAUCCGUGGAUACAUUUGGCUUAUUCUUGAAACACACUUUAGAUCAUAUCAAGAAGGGUAACUACGAGACACUGCUAUCAAGGUCUGUCCAUUUAAUUCACAUCUGUGUCGUCAACAACCUUAACGAAUUCAUGAAAAUAUUUUGGCGUGAGUACGCCGUUGUAGAUACCGAAUAUUAUCAUUAUCACAGCAUUGGAUCUAUUCUGUACUACUUUUUAUCAGUUGAUGACUUUUCAUAUGUACAUGGAAAAAUUCGAGAAAUUUUCAGUUUUAUGAAAAUAGUGGCACCUCAUAUCGACAUUAACAGCUAUUUAAGAGAACAAACAGCCUCUUUCAACCCUGAAGUAUUGUGGAUUUUCGAUAAGUCCUAUACCCGCAAAAAUGAAGGCAGGGAAAGGAAGAAACUUCUGGCUAUAGAAAGAAGGGAAAAAAUACUGAAGAAAUUGGCUAAACAACAAAUGAAAUUUAUCGAAAAUAAUCACUUUACUUCCCAGGAUAAAGAAGAAUACGCUGGAAGUGAUGAUUCAUCGCAAGAAGAGAUAAACAAACUAGGCUGGAAGUAUCCUGACGACGGUUGUGUCUUUUGUAAAAUGAAAAAAGAAGACGACGCAUUUGUAUACUUUUCUUACCUAGAGCAGAAUAUUUGCGAUCAUGGGGUUGAUUUUCCUGAUACAAUCUACAUGAAAAAUGUUUUUAACAGCAUGAUUGGACCAAAUAUUUUCAAGAACAUAUCAGCAGGUACAAAAUUGAUCGAGAAUAAGCCUGUUCUUAGAACAUGUGGACAUGGUUCGCAUAUACGUUGUCUUGGCACUCAUAUGAAAAGUGCUCGUUCUACACAAAGUCAUACUACAAAAAAUACACCAGUUGCAUAUGGCUAUGGUCUGAGUUACUGUCCAGUUUGUAAUUCUCUAAGCAAUUGCUUUCUUCCAAGGUUGGAAGAUUACAGUGAUCAGAAGAUGGAUGAUUUUUUUGAGAAUAAUCAAAAUAUAAUAGAUGUAACGUCAGAGUUAUUAGUGUCUACGGCUAAAAAGACACUUAUGAUCUUCGAAGAUAUGGAAAGGGGUGAUGAUCAGGAUACAGGUUACAAGGAUAUCAAAGUUAUUGACAGACUCUUAGCUGAUACUGUGCGGAAUAUGGAACUACGUUUAAGAUGCAAAUCACACAAUCAAAAGGAUACUAAUGAAAUGAUAAAAAAUCAGUGCGCGCUAACUUUGAAAUUGCUAGCAGGUUUCAAGCUUUUUCUGCAGAGAUAUUGUAUUUCUGAAAGUUUCGAAGAUUUGAAGCACAUCAAUUGGAAGAAAGUUAUUUAUGCUUCAGAUAAUAAUCUAUUGUACGCCGGUUGUAAAAUUCUUGGAACUUAUAACCAAGAACCAUCAACAUCGAUAUUAAAUUUGAUGAAAAGAGAAUUUCAUAAAAGUUUCAUGGUUUUAAUUAUGAACUUAGUGCAGGUAGAUUUUUAUAAUUCUACUAAUGUGGCAAUGAAACCGUGGAACAGUGAAAUAACUUCGCUACCGAUUAAAUCCAAGUCAUUUUUUCGUGUUUUCCAAGCUUACCUUUCUUUCUAUUUAUAUGAUACGAGAAAUAUUAAUCAAAGCUGUAUUGUAAAUCAUGCUUACUUGACAAUGGCUGAAUGUCUGAAAACCUUUUUACAGAGGCUUUACUUUAUAUUCAGGGCAUUUUAUUCCAUUGAAAGUGAUCAUAAAGGCCGCUCGAAAUUUGCUAAUGAAUUUGAGUUUUUACUAUCCUAUUUUAGGAUCCCAAAUAUCAGAAAUUUCAGUGAGUUUAUUGACAGUUUUGCACAGAAUGACAUUGAUGAAAUAACCAUGCUAAUGCAUAAGGUGACAAAAGGAGAAGAAAAAGCCUCAAUUAUGAUUCAUAAUCUGAAAAAUAUAAACUUCAAUUCUUUUGCACCGUUCAAGUUCAUUGAUUUGCCAAAAAAUUUAUCAGAAUUCUAUAGAAGAGAAGAAAGCAAAUGUAUUUAUAGAAUAUUAGAAUACGAAUCAGCAAUAUGCCUAUUAUGUGGUGAAAGAUUACACAUUCAAAAGCCAUUCCCGCUGUAUGGGUAUUUAUAUGGCGAAUGUACUAGUCACGUCAGAAAAAAUUGUAAGGCAACCUCGAUCUACGGUGUUUUCCUAUUAAUUGAUACAAACGUUAUUUAUCUGUCAUACGGAACGCGAGGGUCAUUUUAUCGUACACCAUAUUUAAAUAAGUACGGUGAACCUGAUGAAGAAUUCAAAUUUGGGAACCCAGUGUACCUAAACAAAUCAAGAUAUGAACAUUUAAGCAACGAUAUUCUGAUGGGAAAUAUGAUACCGCACGUCGUCUUUAGACUGAGUGAAGGAAAUGCAGACUUAGGUGGAUGGGAGACGAUGUAG